Molecule: messenger RNA, 1385 nt
Organism: Xiphophorus maculatus (southern platyfish)
Lineage: Eukaryota; Metazoa; Chordata; Actinopteri; Cyprinodontiformes; Poeciliidae
Product: proteolipid protein 2-like
Exons: 5
Coding region: 207-668 (153 amino acids)
Cellular component (GO): membrane
Source: RefSeq, a predicted model, not a curated record
CUAACACUCAGUUUAUUUCUCAGAGACUUUUUCACCAGACUGCUUUCUUCUCUCCACCUGCUUACACGAAAGCUGCACUCAACCACACUGGGGGAACUGCUUCUUUCCUGAAAUAUCUCACCUAAGGAAAACUUUUGCUCAUCCAAACUCGCUCUUUCACUAAAGGGAAGCUACUUCAAGGCCUCUACGUUACCAUUUCUCCCAGGAUGGCUGCUGAUAUAACCGAGAGCUCCUCUGCGAGCGUCGUGCAGAAGCUGCAAAGUUACGUGCGGACCCCGAAAGGCACCAUCCUCGCUGCAGAAAUAGUUCUCAGUCUCAUAAUCCUUAUCUGCCAUGCUUCGUCCUGGUAUGGCGGCUACACUGUUCCUGCCAUCUGCGAGAUGUGCUUUGCUAUCGUGUUCUUCUGUGUCUUCAUGAUGGGCCUGGACAAGCAGUUUACAGCCAUCAGCUGGGUCUGGAGUGACUUAAUCCGUGCCUUUACUGGCACUCUAGUUUACCUCAUCACGUCGCUCAUCUGCGUCACCAGAGGAUACGGGGACGGAGCGCUCAUCGCAGGCGGGGUGUUCGGCUUGCUCGCUGGUCUCCUGUUUGCAUAUGAUACGUACACCAUCUACCUGCAAAUCAAGAGCGCCAGGUCGCAAACUGAAGGUUCUGGUGGCACAGCUUAACCAGUCCACACAUCUGUCAUCGACGCUGCAGAAAUACAAAAACAGAGAAGAGCGGCUCAGUGAAGGGAGAUGGACAGUAAAAUGACCAGGUCACAGUUUUAAUCAUUGCAACUGUAUGGUGUGAACAAAUGAGAAGUAUUUUAGCAGAUGCCUGAGAGGAAUACCGCAGAACCAAAGUGAGAGGCACUGUACUGUACAUCUGUGUCUGCAUGUGUGCUGCGGUGGGAAAAACCCCCAAGUUUUUUUUCCGACCAAGACAGACCAUCGACUAAACAGGGAAACCUGACAUUAAUAAGGUAACAAAAGACUGUUUGGUCUCUUCAAAUAGCUUUUCUAAUACUUUUCUUUACUGUUAACGAACUGCUGUAGGAAAUAUUAAUCGUGUUAUUUGGACAUCAGAAGUAACUGAUGCAUUAGGAGUUAUUUAAAAACAGAUAAUAUUUGUCUUGUCAUUGAUGUCAAUAUUUGUUUUUAUAAAAGUCAGUAAAACAUUAUAAUACACGGUCUCUGUUUUUUAUGAGGGUUUUGUUAAGAGGUCAUGAGUAAUAAAUAUGUCACUAACUUCAAUUGACUCUCCUGGCAUUUUCACUUAGAUAACAUUUUGAACUAAACUAAAGGCUCAACGGCCCAGGUUAGCUAGCUGCAAAACUUUUUUUUUUCUCUGUAAAUAAAAAACUUUCUUCUGCAUAAACACAGCAAAAAACCAGAAAAUCUUAA